AUGGCGACAAAGGCGUUUCAGGGACCGACGCAGUCGAACAACGUCAAGACACCCCGCCAACACCACCCAAACGAUCACAUCGCUAACCCGUGCCGCAGCAGUCCUCUCGGCUUGCCCAAGGGUAGUGGUGGUGAUGCUGUGAAAGAGCAGAACCUUCCUAAAACGAAACGGCUAAAACACGAUCAUGUUGCCGCGCCAGACGUUGACGAGGCCCUUCGGGUAACCGAAAACGAGCUGCGGGGAUUCCGGGCCACCGCAGAUGAGACUGUUCAGCCUUCGGACGGGACACUUUUCCAGGUCAGCAAGAAGCUCGACGGCCAGUUGACGGCGUACGCCGAGCGUCAGGCCCUUGAAUACGGCACCGUACGCCAGCAAGCCUUCGAGUAUGAGCGGUCCCUAGGCUUCGAUUCCGCGUGCACCAAGCAGGCCAGCGAGAAGGAGAUUGCGGCGAACGCGGUGCUCCAGCAGCUCAAAAAGGACGACAUCGCCCGCUUUUACGACAAGGCACCCAAGAAGGAGGGCUAUCGUGGCCAGGAACACGCUCGGUUCUACGGUGACCACUUUCUCUCCAAUGCCGAGUUGAUUGAACAAACGCAAGUGUUCGCCCUGUGUCGCGACAUGCCCAAAGGCGCCCAUCUACACAUCCACUUCAACUCCAAUCUGGCACCGAGCGUCCUCCUCGGCAUUGCUCAGAAGAUGGACCGCAUGUUUAUAUGGAGCAACAUCCCCCUGAACCGGGACGAGGCGUUUGACCUCUGCCGCAUUCAGUUCAGUAUCAUGAGCCCGGAAGCCGUUAUGGAAAGGGGGGAAAGGAGUCCAUUUGAUAAGGACUAUCAGGGCGGGAACGUAAUGCAAUUUCGUGCGUUCAGGGCGGCCUAUCCCGAUGGGGAGGAGAAGGCUGAUAAUUGGUUGGAACGAAAGCUAGUCUUCCAGGAGGAGGAAGCACACCACCCGCUUCAAACGGCCGAAGGGGCAUGGGAAAAGUUCAAUGCCCGUACGCAAAUGAUGAAAGGCCUCUUCAACUACGAGACCGCCUACCGGGAAUACACCCGGCAGUGUUUGGCCGAGUUUGUCGACGACAAAAUCCAGUACGCCGAAAUCCGGCCUAACUUUAUGUCGUCCAACCAAGUGUGGAAGGACGAUGGCUCACUACGGAUCGACAACGUCGGUAUCAUGGAUCUCAUCAUCAGCGAGUACGAGGCUUUCCAGGAGAAGCACCAAAACCAAGUGCUGAAGGGUCUCAAAGUCAUCUACUGUACUCCCCGGUCGUUUAGUGAGAAGCUGGUCGGCGAAGCCUUAAUGCAGUGCUUCCAGUUCAAGAAGCACAAGAGGUUUGGGCCGUACAUUGCCGGCUUUGACCUUGUCGGUGAAGAAAGCAAAGGCAAACCUCUCAAAGCCUUCACCACCCAAUUUUUACACUUCCAAGCUCUCUGCAAGACCGCGGAAGUCGAAAUUCCCUUCCUCUUUCACUGCGGCGAGACGCUCGACAUCGGCACCGACACCGACGGCAACCUGUUGGAUGCGCUAUUACUCGGCGCGCGGCGUAUUGGCCACGGCUUUGCCCUACCACGUCACCCGUUCGUCAUGGACGAGAUGCGCCGUCGAGGGGUGUGUGUCGAGGUCUGCCCGAUCUCCAACGAGAUUCUCGGGUUGACGCCGCGGAUCAGUGGGCACGCGAUGUAUAAUUUGCUGGCGAACAAUGUGCCAUGCACGAUUAGCACGGACAACGGGACGCUGUUCCGCUCCCGCCUCUCGCACGACUUCUACCAAGUCAUGGCCGGGAAGCCCGACAUGACGCUGCAUGGCCUGCGGCAGCUUGCAGAAUGGAGCAUCAAGCAUGCGUGCCUGGAUGAGCCGGGCCGUCGGGAGGCCCUGCGGGCCGACUGGGUGCGCAUGUGGGAUGCGUUUUGCCAGCGGAUUAUUGAUGGGGCGUUUACGAAUCAUGAUAGCGAGGGUGAAGAGGAUGGGGUCGGCAAACCUUGA
This is a messenger RNA of Dichotomopilus funicola, 1983 nucleotides long. RefSeq lists its product as uncharacterized. Lineage: Eukaryota; Fungi; Ascomycota; Sordariomycetes; Sordariales; Chaetomiaceae. The record is from RefSeq and is a predicted model, not a curated record. Bases 1 to 1983 code for a protein of 660 amino acids. Gene Ontology annotation, biological process: adenosine catabolic process; inosine biosynthetic process. The transcript has 4 exons. Gene Ontology annotation, molecular function: adenosine deaminase activity.